Belonocnema kinseyi is the source of this 759-nucleotide messenger RNA. RefSeq lists its product as uncharacterized. Bases 12 to 707 code for a protein of 231 amino acids. The record is from RefSeq and is a predicted model, not a curated record. The transcript is spliced from 3 exons. Lineage: Eukaryota; Metazoa; Arthropoda; Insecta; Hymenoptera; Cynipidae.
UUAAUCCCUUGAUGCAUAAAAAAAUAAUAUCUGUAUUUACUUUUUGUAUUCUUUUACCAUCAAACUGUGCGCAAAAUAUUGAUAAUAAUGAUAAAGAAAGAUACAUAGAGGAAAUUAAAAAUCAGAUGUGGGAUAUUUUUAAAAAUUAUGGAAUCUCGAAAUUACCAGUCCCUGAUUAUAAACAAUAUUACAACCAAACAGAAGAGUUCUACGGAUACAAAAUGGUGGGCUGCUUGUACCUUAAUGAUGGAUUUGUAUUAGACGUAUUAGGUUUUCAAGUAGAACCUAAACCAGGUCCUAAAGUCACAUUACUUACGGAUCGCAUCUUGAUUUCGGCCGUGAUCAAUGUUAAAAAUUUGCAAAUAUUCCAAGACUUCAGAAUUCAAUUUGAAAACCUAUCAGAUUAUCAGGAUAAGGCGAAUGGAACGAUAAUAACCAUGCCAGAAGGAUUCUCUUUCGAGGUUAAGAUUUUUCAAAAAUAUCCACACAUGAGAAUGGAUUCGUACGUACAGGAAAUAAGAAGCAUCAAGCCCUAUUUCGAGUUUAAUCCUGAUAAUGCAUUGACGAGAAGAGUACGGAAAAAAUUCCAAAAACAUGGAGUUUUAGAAGAUUUGUGUUCCGAGUGGAAGCAUAUUUUUUCGAGAAUUUUAAAAGAAGCUGUUGCGAAAUGCAAAUUCCCAGAUGUCGCGUUUAAUAUCAGAAACUAAAAAGUAAAAUACAAGCAAAGUGUAAUAGAAAAUAAUUAUCUUUGCGGUAUUU